CCGCUCUAUCUUUGACGAACCCUUGACGACUGCUGGCGCAUACGCACGGCGAUCGCUGCUGGUCAGCAUUGAAAUCUCACCAUGGCAUACCCAGGACCAUCUUACGGUGCCUCUGAUGGCCCUUCGCCGCCGCUCGGCGUUCCCUCGAACGGUCUAAACGGACGCACCCCUUCACCUCUUCCCGCCGUGCCUCAGGUCGGUUCGUCAAACCUCGGUCAACCUGGCUCCAAUGCUCCUCACGCGGGCCUGUCCACAUCAUCCUCUCAGGGUUCUCUUUACCCAUCCAAUGUGUCUGACAAGGGUCCCGACUACGUCUACUUUGAGCGGAAACCAAACCAAUUUGGGGAGAACGUAGCUGGAAAGGCCACGGCCGCAAAGAUGAAGCUCGAGCUGUAUUACAAGGAUGCAGUGGAAGGUGUAGUUGGACGUAAAGACCGCCGAACAACCCUCGAAAAGCAGCUCGCUGCGGACACGCUCACCCCGGACUCUCUCAAAGCGAGACAGCUCAUGGCGCUAGGAAGGCGCGAGUCAAACUUUCUUCGCCUUCGUCGCACACGGAUCGGUCUCGAGGAUUUCCGCACUGUCAAGGUCAUUGGCAAAGGUGCCUUUGGCGAGGUUCGUCUGGUUCAAAAGGCGGACACUGGCAAGAUCUAUGCUCUCAAGACGUUGAAGAAGAAUGAGAUGUUCAAGAAGGAUCAGCUCGCCCAUGUUCGAGCCGAGCGUGACGUUUUGGCUGAGAGCAACAGUCCAUGGGUGGUCCAACUAUUCUACUCGUUUCAGGAUCCUCAGUACCUCUACCUGGUGAUGGAGUUUUUGCCUGGAGGAGAUCUCAUGACAAUGUUGAUCAAGUAUGACACUUUUUCCGAGGACGUGACCAAAUUCUACAUGGCAGAGGCAAUCCUCGCCAUUGAAGCGGUUCACAAUCUUGGCUUUAUCCACCGUGACAUCAAACCUGACAACAUCUUGAUCGACCAAAUGGGCCACAUCAAGCUAUCCGACUUUGGCCUCUCCACUGGAUUCCACAAACAGCACGACUCGGCUUACUAUCAGAGGCUUCUCGGUGGAGGGGACGUGUCAAACCGCCAAUCCCAAGCGAACAUGUCGAAUGCGGCGCGGAACUCGGUCAUGGUGAACGCGAUCAACCUCACCAUGACGAGUAAGCAGGACAUUGCGACAUGGAAAGCGAACCGACGCAAGCUGGCCUACUCGACGGUCGGAACGCCAGACUACAUCUCGCCGGAAAUCUUCCUCCAACAGGGCUACGGCAAGGAGUGCGAUUGGUGGUCCCUCGGCGCCAUCAUGUUCGAGUGUUUGGUCGGUUACCCUCCGUUUUGCUCUGAGAACGCACACGAUGUAUACCGCAAGAUUAUUGAUUGGCGGAACCACCUUUACUUUCCAGACGACGUUCAUCUCAGUCGCGAAGCCGAGGACCUGGUCAGACGUAUGCUGUGCGAGUCAGAGCGUCGUCUCACGUGCGAACAGCUCAAAGCUCAUCCAUUCUUCUACGGGGUUGACUGGACGAGCAUCCGUGACAUCGAUGCGCCGUUUGUGCCUCAUCUUCGGAGCAUCACCGAUACGUCCUACUUCCCCACCGACGAGUUGGAUCAGGCCCCGGCAGAGCUGCCAAGUGCAGGAGACAACGGGUCUAAUGCCAAGAAGGAUCUCGCCUUCUUGGGAUACACGUUCCGCCGAUACGAAAUGCUAUGACCCUCUUUGUACAAUUGAUGCAUUUUUUACGACUAC
Molecule: messenger RNA, 1743 nt
Organism: Kockovaella imperatae
Lineage: Eukaryota; Fungi; Basidiomycota; Tremellomycetes; Tremellales; Cuniculitremaceae
Product: putative serine/threonine-protein kinase orb6
Exons: 10
Coding region: 82-1707 (541 amino acids)
Biological process (GO): peptidyl-serine phosphorylation; intracellular signal transduction
Molecular function (GO): protein serine/threonine kinase activity; ATP binding
Source: RefSeq, a predicted model, not a curated record